AAAACGCAUGGAUAUGAAUGAUCCUAACAGUUUAUUAGAUGAGUUGGGUCCACGGUUCAAGGAUUGGUCAGGCUGUGAGCCAGUUCCAGUUGAUGCUGACUUGCUCCCUUCAGAGGUUCCUGGAUAUAAACCUCCAGUUAGGCUUCUUCCUUAUGGGGUUAGACAUUGUCUGAGAAACAAAGAGAUGACCAGGUUUCGUAGACUUGCAAGAACGAUGCCUUCACAUUUUGCCCUGGGAAGAAACAGAAAGCUGCAAGGUCUUGCUGAGGCCAUGGUAAAGUUGUGGGAGAACAGUGCUAUUGCAAAAAUAGCAAUUAAACGCGGCGUGCUAAAUACUUGCAAUGAUAGAAUGGCUGAGGAACUGAAGAAUUUAACUGGGGGAACACUACUUUCUAGGAACAAAGAUUAUAUUGUGUUUUACAGGGGCAAUGACUUCUUGCCUCCUGUGGUGGUAGAAGCAUUGAAAGAGAGAGAAAAACUAACAGAUGUGCAGGCAAAUGAGGAAGACCAAGCACGUCAGAGGGCCUCAGCUGCAAUUGAAUCAAAAUUAAAAGCUUCUAAAAGCCCACUUGUUGCUGGCACUCUUACUGAAACUCUGGCUGCCACCUCUCGGUGGGGGAAUGAAAUAAGUAGCAAAGAUGUUGAGCAAAUGCGUAGAGAUGAAUCACUCAAUAAGCACGCUGCACUCUUGAAAUAUCUUGAGAAGAAACUUGCUCUUGCUAAAGGGAAGGUCAAAGGGCUGAGAAAGCUCUAGCAAAAGUGCAGGAGAAUCUUAGACCAGCAGACCUUCCAGUUGAUCUGGAAACCAUAAGUGAUGAG
Messenger RNA from Eucalyptus grandis, 819 nucleotides. RefSeq names its product CRM-domain containing factor CFM3, chloroplastic/mitochondrial-like. Gene Ontology annotation, biological process: RNA splicing, via transesterification reactions. Bases 8 to 754 code for a protein of 248 amino acids. The transcript has 4 exons. NCBI's taxonomy places the organism in Eukaryota, Viridiplantae, Streptophyta, Magnoliopsida, Myrtales, Myrtaceae. Gene Ontology annotation, molecular function: mRNA binding. The record is from RefSeq and is a predicted model, not a curated record.